Messenger RNA from Silurus meridionalis, 3912 nucleotides. Its product is annotated as zinc finger protein 239. Lineage: Eukaryota; Metazoa; Chordata; Actinopteri; Siluriformes; Siluridae. Gene Ontology annotation, molecular function: DNA-binding transcription factor activity; RNA polymerase II cis-regulatory region sequence-specific DNA binding. The transcript has 3 exons. The coding region runs from base 507 to 1658 and encodes 383 amino acids. The record is from RefSeq and is a predicted model, not a curated record. Gene Ontology annotation, biological process: regulation of transcription by RNA polymerase II.
UCAGACUAUUAUCUGGGGUCAUUUUAUGAGGUUAAUAUGAAUGCUUUUGCUACAGACGAUGAAAGGGGAUGGUGCAUAUGUGGCUGCAGUGAAAGGAGACUUGUUGAAUUGUGUUCAUUGGGUUUCUUGCUUUAGUAAUGGCAUUCAUUCUCAUUCAGGGGAUACCUGUCUGUGACGCAGCGCUGUUAUACUGCGUUUCUUUACAAUAUGAUAUUGAGUUUUUAAGACUGUGCCGUCGUAAUGACGGUAUUGAGUGGUGGAUUGAUUUAGGUGGGACACUACUGAAGGCCUCGGUUUAAAUUGCACAGCCCGCCACUGUAUAAUAGUAAUAUAAUAGGUAUCACGUGAUUGCCCGUGACACAAAAAAACGAUUGGGGACGCUCGGGUGUAGUUUCGCCUCCGCACCAGCAGGGGUAGUAUUGCAUUUGCUUUCCAUGGGCGCUGUCUUAGUAAACACAACCGAGUUCCGGUGCAUCUCAAAUUUCUGCCUCUUCGCCUGGUAACCGAUGAAUUUCGUCGAUAACUUAAACAAAUGGACGAGUAGGGUGGAUAUGGACUACGGGAACAAACUGAACCAGGCUCUCUCCUCUAGCACUAAAUUUCUGCCCACAGCAGGACUGCGCGGUGCUGGGCCGUUUCAGCACUACGGCCGGCCCCUGGGCCACGGCGUGAAAGUCAAAGAGGAAGACGAGAGUGUGGAGGAUUUCUUCCAUUUCGCUCAGCAUCUUCAGCAGCAAACAGGCGAGUGUCUCACGGCGUGCUGCGGCGGAGCAAAUCCGAAAACCCUCCCUCUCACUACCACUCUAAGUACCUCACUCACGGCGUCUCUCACUUCCCCUCUAAACACUCCUCUCAGUAGCCCACCGCCCAAACCGAGCAGCCAGCCUUCAGCCGAACGGCCGUAUCACUGUCAGGACUGCGGGAAGUAUUUCAGAAUUAGCGACAUUAAGCGCCACCAGCGAAUCCACAGCGGAGAGAGGCCGUUUCCUUGCUUCCAGUGCGGUAAGAACUUCCCCACGUCAGGCGACCUCAAAAGGCACGAAAGGAUCCACACGGGUGAGCGACCGUACCACUGCCUCCAGUGCGGCAAGAAUUUCUCUGACUCUGGUCACCUCAAGCAGCACGAGAGGAUGCACACGGGCGAGCGGCCUUACCAGUGCCCGCAAUGUGCCAAGCGCUUCUACAGAUCAGGUGAUCUCAAGCGGCAUCUCCGCAUCCACAGCGGCGAGCGGCCGUACAAGUGCCCGCAGUGCGAUAAGACCUUCUCCGAUUCUGGUCACUUGCGGGGCCACCAGCGCAUCCACACGGGAGAGCGGCCUCACCGCUGCACGCUGUGCGAGAAGAGCUUCUUUAGAUCUGGAGACCUGAAGCGCCACCAUCGGACACACACCGGAGAGAGGCCGUACCAGUGCUACCAGUGCGGGAAGAGCUUCUCCGAAUCGGGUCACCUAAAAGAGCACCGGCGGAUUCACACCGGUGAAAAACCGUAUCACUGCAACCAGUGCGACAAGAGCUUCUCACGUCUGGAACGACUGAAGGGUCACCAGAGCAUCCACACGGGCGAAAGGCCCUUUCAUUGCGCCCAGUGUGGCAAGAACUUCUUCAGAUCUGGUGAGCUCAAGAGGCACCAGAGGAUCCAUAAUGGCGAGAGAGCAUGAAAUGGCUUUUUGGAGCGUUAGGGCCAGGUUUUGAGGUCUCUGUUUAUUCAGGGGGUGUGUUUUUAUUUUUGCUUUUCUUGCUUGUGGCCAAUCUGACAGCUAAUCCCAUCGAGUUUUCUGCCAUGUUCGACGAAUAAUUCCAGAGUCAACCGGAGAGAAAGGUUAAUACAUAUAUUUCGGCUGUUAGCAACGAGAUUUUAGUUUUUAUGCCCAGAUGGUAACAGAGAGGACAUUUUCCUGGCCCGUGACAUUCCCUCUUAAAUAAAAUCCAAGCAUUGGGUAGUUAAUUCUAUUUUUUAACAAAAAUGCUUAGACACCCCCCUCCCCCCGUCCCCCGCAUGUGACAGGUUCCUUGGAUGGCUUAGUUAGUGAUCCAACCCCCAAGUCAUUCCAGAUCGUUUUUUUUUUUUUUUUUUUUGUAUACUUAUUUUACGGUUAAGCACAGAUUGAGAGCAGCCUGCAAAGUUCCCUGUUACAGUCUGCUUAAAGGAAUGAUUCAGCAAAAACAUUUGAACAUCGAAUCCCCUUUACCCCAAAUGUCACCUGGCGUGGGCUUCUUUAGUAUCGCGCUAGACUUUAGCAAAAGGCUGAUCUAUACUCACUGUGCAAGAUGGCUACUGCGCAUAUCCUGUGGUCAUUCGGUGCAUCGCUUGUGCAUGUUCUCUAAAAUAAACACAGCAUAUUUGCGACGCAGUAACAGUGACCAAACAAACUAGCAACAAAUUGUGUACUAAUGUAUUAUUAUAGACUGUUGUAUAGACUACUGGAGACUGGGCUCUGCAGUAGGCUUAAUACCACAUCUGCAUGAAAUCAAAUAGUACAGUUUGACUUAGAAUCCAUGUGAGCAGUGAUGUUUUGGCUCCGACUUGCCAUCUGUUGGAUGCCAUUUUUAAUUAAAUGCACGAUAAAAGAUUCUCCAUUGCGAAACUAAAGAAGAACAAUAAAUACGUCUUGACAUUUGGAGUAUUGGUGGGUAACGUGUGUGAAGGUUUAACCGGGACCCCCCCCCCCCCUUUCUUUUCUUUCUUUUCUUUCUUUUCUUUCUUUUCUGUUUUGUUUUUUCCUUUCCCCGGCCCCUGCCGCAAUGAUGGAGCCUCAUAUUUCUAACUCCGUUACAAAGUAUGUAUUGUACAGUACAAUAUUUGUAUAUUUUAGCAAGGUAUAACGUCAAGUGAAAGAUCCUGUAGAACUGUAUAUUAAAAAGAUGUGUAUGCUUACAUUCUUUGUAUUUGCAAAAAAAAAAAAAAAACACUGCUUUUUUUUUUUCUUCUUUCCCCCUCAAAAACAAGUGUGUGCUAUAUACAUGUGUUACAGUGCAGACAGUCAACCCAACAUGUGAUUUUGUACACAUUCGACCCUGACACCAGACUACCGAGUUUUUGCAACUUGUCUAAUCUCCCUUUAAUUUUAUGGUUGUACUUGUUGUAUCACUGUAUGUCACAGCACACAAUGAACUUGUGAUCGUUUCGUGCCAUUGUUGUGGCACUGUAAAAUGCUACUGUACUCAUAAUGUAAAACAACACAUGGGGGAAUUCGUUGUCAGCCAGGACACUCUAGAGUUGCCAUUGUAUUCGUUUCGACUGGUAUAUCUAAUAAACGGGAAACUCUCAGUAUAUAGUUUGCCAGUUGUACUAGUCUAGUUAUGAAUUCACUGGCAACUCGGCGUAAGUUUUCACCACUAUGUUGGAAGUAGUAUGUACCGGGUUAGUGUGUAAGACAUCUGUUGUGGAAACGGUUUAUGAUUCAGUUACUUAGGAUCUGCACUUUUAGGUAACACGUAUUAAUCGAAUCUUUUACAAAUCAUAUGAAUUAGAGUUAGUCUUAACUACAAAUUUUUUUUUUUGUUAAACUGAUGUUUUCCAUCCAGAUGUCCUUUUUUUUUUUUUCUUUCUUUUUUUUUUAACCAUGUGCAUCUAUUUAACCAUUUAUGGGUGUGUUUUAGUUUUAUAGGCUUUGUUUCAAUCAGAAUUAUGACUUUUUCAGUUUCUAAAAAAAAAAAAAAAAAAAAAAAGGAAAUCAUGAUCAUGAAUACACAGAAAUGCCCAGUAUUUCUAAAAAGAGAAAAAGACCAAACAUACAAAAUAUAUGGGUACAAUGGUAGUAUUUAAUGUCUCUUCUGAUUGAAUCCAGGCUGUAGAGUAGGUGUGGGAUUUCCAAACCCUGGGAUGCCUUUUCUUUUGCCUGUGCAUGGGUGUUUUCUUUCUCUGUUAAUGUAAUUAUUUCUUAUUUGCACAAAAUAAAUACAUAAUCUCAA